CAGUAGUGGCAGAACUGAUGUAAACAACAACUCACCGUAUGUUGGCUAAAGCGUUUCAUUGUCUUCGCCUGUUAUCACAAAAGCGGUCUUGUGCUACUGUGUUGGGGAAUGACAAGUCGUGAGAAGCAUCUGGUGGUGAUGUGCUAGGAAGAACAUUACUUGGAAACAAGUAGAUGUUCUCGUGAAGCUUGUGUUUAUAUUUUGUAGCGUCGUAGUUACGUGAGAUGACAACUCAGAAACGAUGUCAUAUUCGCUACAGUUGUGUGUGUUACGGACAAGUAAUUUUAGUUUCUCACCAGGUUGAAUGCGAGGACUAUAGUCCUAUAAUACACUCCGUAUUAGAAUCGCUGUGUGAUGCGGGAUGUGAUAAACUGACGUACCCCGUAGACAGCUUUCAGGUUCAUGUUUUGAUCGACGAAGAUUUUUGUUUCGCCUGUGUUACGAAGAGAACGAAUGAACACUACAUUCCUUUCAAAUUCCUGGAUACAGUGAAGGACAGAUUUUCUGGAAUAUCGAGCCUCAUUUCCAGAUCAUUAAGGGCAACUGAAAAUGAAUUUGAACGUGAUUUUGCUCCCGUACUUGCAUCUGUGAUGUAUGAUUUCAACAUAGGACAGGGAGACAAGUUACAGGAACUGCAGUCUCAAGUGGAGGAUGUAAAACAAGUAAUGCUUGAAAAUGUGCAGAAAGUCUUAGACCGUGGAGAGAGGCUGGAUGACCUGCUCAGCAAAACUGAAGAUUUGGAAGCUGGGGGUAACACAUUUCGUCAGAGGACAUUGCAAUUUUACAAAAAAGCGAGAUGUAGAAAUUUGAAGAUGUGGAUAAUAAUUGGCAGUUUUCUUAGUGUGGUACUGACAUUGGCCGUGCUUAUAUCCCUUGGAAUCUUGCAUUUAUGAUUCACUGAGAUGAAAGACAAUUGGAAGACAUUGUUUCUGACUGCAAGAGAAGGCUGUGGUACACAUUGUUUAUAUAGUGAUCAACAUAAACCAAAGAAUUUGACAAAAUGUAAAUAUGUCAUAUGUGAAGUACUCGUGUAAGUCUGUUGCUUUUGUACAAGGAUGUUGAAGCUUUAAUGAUUAAAUUCUUUUAAAUAUUCCCUUA
Messenger RNA from Schistocerca nitens (vagrant locust), 1098 nucleotides. RefSeq lists its product as uncharacterized. Bases 225 to 893 code for a protein of 222 amino acids. The record is from RefSeq and is a predicted model, not a curated record. Lineage: Eukaryota; Metazoa; Arthropoda; Insecta; Orthoptera; Acrididae. Gene Ontology annotation, biological process: vesicle-mediated transport. Gene Ontology annotation, cellular component: membrane. The transcript is spliced from 4 exons.